This is a messenger RNA of Uloborus diversus, 1155 nucleotides long. Its product is annotated as cholesterol 7-desaturase nvd-like. Bases 1 to 1155 code for a protein of 384 amino acids. Gene Ontology annotation, biological process: chlorophyll biosynthetic process; cholesterol metabolic process. Gene Ontology annotation, cellular component: chloroplast. Gene Ontology annotation, molecular function: chlorophyllide a oxygenase activity; 2 iron, 2 sulfur cluster binding. NCBI's taxonomy places the organism in Eukaryota, Metazoa, Arthropoda, Arachnida, Araneae, Uloboridae. The record is from RefSeq and is a predicted model, not a curated record. The transcript is spliced from 6 exons.
AUGCAUGAAGCUGUGGGUUUUGACCACCUGACCAAUUCAGCUGGUCGAAGAAGAGUACUAGUUCGUCAUCUCUGCCGCAAGAUGUCGCGUCACAAGGAGGUGGAGCCAAAUAACCCUGCUUUUCCAAACGGAUGGUUCCCUUUGGUUGAAUCUGACGAUGUACCUGCUGGUCAAGUCGUGUCAGUGGUAGCACUGGGACAGAAGUGGUGUGUGUAUAGAGGAGAGACGGGACGAGCUUAUGUCCUAGAUGCCUACUGCCCUCACCUGGGUGCCGAUUUGUCAGCGGGUGGUCACGUGGUAGGAGACUGCGUGGAGUGUCCCUUCCACGGUUGGAGAUUCGAUGGCUCCGACAAUGGACGAUGCACGCUCAUUCCUUAUGCAGAGAAACCACCAGAAGCUGCGCGCGCCUCCAAGCGGGAUUCCUGCGAGAAGAACGGAUUCAUCUUCGUGUGGUACCACGCGGAGGGAGAACCACCCUCCUGGGAACUGCCCACGCUGCCCGACAUCGAGAGUGGACACUGGAAGUUCCGGGGCCGGACCGACCACACGGUCCACUGCCACAUUCAGGAAAUUCCAGAAAAUGGUGCUGACAUCGCUCACCUCCCCCAAGUGCAUUCGAAAUCUGUGUUCGAAGGCAAUACUUGGCUGGAUAGCUGGAGAGCACUUUACGUCGGACGAUUAGUCCGCCACCAGUGGCAACCCAGCUGGCAGGCAGACGAAGAGCAACCCCACAAAGCUCGAAUACACCUCAGCCAGCGAAUGAGCGUCUGCGGAUAUACGAUGCCGUUCUCAGAGCUCGAAAUAAAUAUUGAACAAAUCGGACCUGCGACCGUGUUUCUGGCCCUCGAGUCCAGUUUCGGCCGUGGUAUGUUGCUCCAGAACAUCGUGCCAGAAGGUCCACUCUGUCAGAGGAUAAUACACCGUCUCUACACAGAGCCCAAGUUCAGAGCAGCACCGGCUGCUUUCCUUGUCUGGUCCGAAGCCGUCAUGCUGGAGCGUGACAUUGCUAUCUGGAACAAUAAGAAGUUCUUAAAGAAUCCUGUUCUCGUUCGGGAGGACAAGCUCAUCAAGAAAUUUCGGCGGUGGUACGCACAGUUCUACUCUCCGAACAGUCCCACACUACAAGAUGUUAGAGAUAAGGGCCUGGACUGGUGA